Molecule: messenger RNA, 1534 nt
Organism: Sipha flava (yellow sugarcane aphid)
Lineage: Eukaryota; Metazoa; Arthropoda; Insecta; Hemiptera; Aphididae
Product: zinc finger MYM-type protein 5-like
Exons: 2
Coding region: 623-1309 (228 amino acids)
Source: RefSeq, a predicted model, not a curated record
CAUCCACCCGGGCAGCCGGGGCAAUGCCCCGGGGAACGGCCUCCAUUCCUAUUUUGUGGCCCCUAUUUAUAAUUUUCACAAUUUUUAAUUUUUAUAUACCCAGCAAUACCUACUGAAUUGUGAGAAUUUGUGACAACUAUGUAUACUGUGUAAGAUAAAAUUAAUUUUAAAAAUGUUUGUUCUAUUACACUAUUACAGUAAUUAUCAAAAUAUUGAUGACUGAAAAUUAUUAUAGUCCGGCAUUGAUUUAUUAUUAUCGUUUGUUGGAAUUUUAACGGGAAUCCCGCUAUUUACGUCACCACGACGGACUAUCUAGCGAUUUGUUUGUUUUGACUGUGACACGCCAGUACGCCACGCGCUGAUAAUCCUAUAUAACUAUAUAAGAACUAUUCAUACGACAUACCGUGUAUAAAUACUAUAAAUGAAUAAUAUGACGACUGCAAGUGUGGCUAGCAUUGUAGGAACACUCGGAAUAGUAUUAAACAAAAUCAUCGCGUUCUUUCUUUGGCAUUUGCGUACAGCGAGCAUUGCGAGGUGCGACUGUGCGAUUACCUAUAUAACUUAUUAGUUAUUAGUUAUUUACUUAGUGACUAGUUUGACUUCUGUUCUUCACUAUUAUUGUAUGUUGUACACUUGUACAUUAAUAAUAAUAAUAAUGGAAUCUUCUCAACAACCGUUGAAAAAAAUUAGAUUGUCCGGUGGAGCAAGAAAAAUGUUGAAACAGAAAGAAAAAUCUAUUAAAGGGAAUAGAAGUAUUUUGUCAUUUAUUCAAUCUCCAGUUUCUGAAACUGUUAUUUCAAACUCGAAUUCUGUAGAAUUCGAAGAUAGUUCUUACCAACUUGAGUCAACGUCAAUCCAAGGAUUAGAUUUUUCAACUGAAUAUCCUACUGACCGUGGACAUUUUGAAGAUAUUAUAAGCAGUGAUAUGAAAUACAGUAUAAUGAGUUAUGGUCCAUGCAGACCUAUUAUUAACUUUCCUUACUCACCAGAUGGUAGUGGAGUUUUAAGAAAAUUUUCAGCCAGUUAUUACAAUAUGACAACAAAAUCAGGUUUACAAAUUCCUCGAUUAUGGCUUUGUUAUUCUAUUUUAUUAAACCGUGUGUAUUGUGAGACGUGUUGGUUGUUUGCAAACAGAAACCAAAAAGGAUUCAAAAACAAUUGGAUUGUAGGGAUAAAUGACUGGCAUCACAUGAAUGACAAAAUUAAUGAUCAUGAAAAAUCCCAAACACAUAUUUAUGCCAGUAGUGUUCGACUUCAUUGGUCAGAGAAUAAAACUAUAAAUAGACAUACGGAAGAACAAAUUUCCUAAGAAGCAGAUUUUUGGAAAAAUGUACUAACCCGAAUAAUCAAAAUAAUUUUGUACUUGACUGAAGGUAAUACAGCACUCAGGGGAAACGAAGGUAGUGGAAAAAAUAAAUCCAAUAGUGAAGGUAAUUUUAUAAGAACUGUCAAACUGAUGUCUGAAUUUGAUCCAAUUUUAUAUGAAUUGUUAAAUAAUAAGAGUCUAAAAACAAAAUAUUUAAGUUGGAAAAUU